This is a messenger RNA of Monoraphidium neglectum, 684 nucleotides long. RefSeq names its product undecaprenyl pyrophosphate synthetase. The record is from RefSeq and is a predicted model, not a curated record. Bases 1 to 684 code for a protein of 227 amino acids. The transcript is spliced from 2 exons. NCBI's taxonomy places the organism in Eukaryota, Viridiplantae, Chlorophyta, Chlorophyceae, Sphaeropleales, Selenastraceae. Gene Ontology annotation, biological process: polyprenol biosynthetic process.
AUGGAUGGAAACUCACGCUAUGCAGCUGCCCACGGCUGGCUGCCCAGCGCCGGCCACGAAGCCGGCGUCGCCGCCCUCCGCCGCACGGUCGCCGCCUGCGCGCGCUUCGGCGUGCGCGCGCUGACCGUGUACGCGUUUUCGGAGGAGAACUGGCGGCGCGACGGCGCCGAGGUGGCGUUUCUGAUGGCGCUGUUUGAGAGGGCGCUCGGGGACGAGCUGCCCGAGCUGCAUUCCAGCGACGUGCGGCUGCGCUUCAUCGGCGGCCUCGAGCGGCUGCCAGAGGGGCUGCGGCGGGGCAUCGCCAGGGCUGAAGCGCUCACCGCCGCAAACCAGGGGCUGCUGCUGACGGUGGCGGUCUCAUACUCGGCACAGGCGGACAUCGCCGCGGCCGCGCGGCGCCUCGCGCAGGCGGCCGCUGACGGGCGCAUCCGACCGGAUGACGUCACGCCUGACCUGCUGGCCCGCGAGCUCAGUACGGCGCCGACAACGCUUGAGGUUGGGCCGGUCGACCUGCUCAUACGCACCAGCGACACGCAGCGGCUGUCAAACUUCCUGCUCUGGGAGCUGGCUUAUGCGGAGCUGUACUUUGAGCCCGCGCUGUGGCCGGCGUUUGGGGAGGAGCAGCUUGUGCGCGCGCUCAGGCAGUAUGCGGGUCGCGAGCGGCGGUUUGGCGGCCGGCAUUGA